GAGACCCGCUAUCCCGGCCCCCGCCCACCUUUCCCAGCGGGCCUUUCCAGCGGUCCCGGGGCGGUCUUGGUGUACUGCCAUGGUGGGUGGAGGUGCGCUUGGGGCCUGGUCGCUGGCCAGGGGGGGCAGUCCCCCGCCGACCCCAGCCUGGCCCUGCCCGCGAGCCCGCCACCAGAGCACGGGACGCAGGAAAAGGGGGCGGGGAAUGACGCGCGGGUGGAGGAGUUUUCGCUGUGCGCCGCCAGCACAGUUGGACGUGCGCCUUUCUUUUUUGCUCCUUACCUUUGGACAAAAGCCUUAAAAGGGCGGAUACUUAGGAGCUUAGGGUGGGGCCUUCUGAAAAAAGAAAACUCUUAAAAUGAAAACAGUAACAGACAGGAUGCAAGGGAAGAGCAAGGCAAGCACCAGUGCACCUCAGAGGCCGCCCGCACUCACCAUCUGCACUCGCCUUUCCUCUGGAUGGUGGUGAUUCCACAAAUAUCAGGAAGUAAAAAACAAUAGAGGAAAAACAGUCAUUUCUGGAGGAACUAAUAAGAAAAAGAUACAGUUUUGGAUAUCUAGGACAUUGCUUUAGAGAGAAGAAUGAUUAUUGAAUGGAAUACUACACAGCUACUAAAAACAAGGACAUCUUGAAAUUUGCAGUCAGAUGCAUGGAACGAGAAAAGGUCAUCCUGAGUGAUGUAAACCAGAUCCAGAAAUACAAACAUGUUUCCACAUAUUUGAUGCCAGCAUGGUCCUGCUAAACAAGUCUGCCAAUCACCAAAUAAGAGGUUUCACUUUAGCUACAAUAGCAUGCAUAAUGUGCAAUACCUCUAUGGCCCUUCCAGAAUGGCGAAUUUGCUACUUGAACAACUCCAUGCUUUCCUACCCAAGUCUGGCUUUUGUGAAUAUUUGGGAGGCCUACAUCUGCCACCACAACCACAACUCAAGCCACCUGAGAGAUUGCCAUUACUACACCUGCCAUAACAACCUUGUUCCUUUGGAUAUCCGGGUAUCUCAAAUUCUGCUCCAGGUUGCAAAUGUUGUUGGUCUGGUUGGGACAGUUUGUUCUGUCUUUGCUCUACAGCAGUUAUACACAGAGGAACUGCAUAAGAAUAAUGACUACAAUCCAUUUGUUCUUUCAGCUGUCCUCAAUGCUAUUGCUAGCACCUUUAUUUUUCUUGCUGUUAUGUGUAAUCACCUCUCCGUGCCCAGCAAGGAAGAGGUAUCUUUCCUGCAAUCUUUCCAAAUGCCAAUUUUUUCCAAUGCUCAAAGAGCAGGCAGAGCCAUGGGAUUGGCAUACAUAUCUGCCAUAUUGUUUUUAUUAAGUGCUAUAAUUUUUAUUUCUUACUGUCCUUCAAUGGAAAUCAAAAUGUUUCCCCGUGUCUGAAAAUAAAUUUGCAGCAUACAUAACCUUGAAAAUCAAAAUGUCUUGGCAAUGGUUUUGGGGACCUAGACUGAGAUGUAAUGGGAGAUAUUUUUAAAAUAUUAACUUAGAUUUUCUAAGGACAUAAAGCCCUACCCUAUGUAUCCUAUGACAGAAAAUGGCAAAAUGACAUCAAGCAUUCUUUCCUAUUUGGUUUAUUACUUCUUUGGUUGAAUUUUUUGGUUUAGUUUUUUUUCAUGUUUUUGUUUAUUUGUUUGUUUUGAUUUUUGUUCAUUUUUAUCAUUCCAACUUGCCAAUUUUGUUUUAUAGAAUCUAAAUUUUAAAUAUUGUUUGUCAAGGUAAAUAAUCAAUAAAUAUAGUUGUAUUAGUCAUGGAUCUCUAAAGGACAGAACAUAUAGAAUCCAUCUCUCACAUACAACUUUAUUCUCUCUCUCUCACUCUUUCCCUUCCUCUCCCUUCUCCCCUUCUCUCUCUCUCUCUCUCUCUCUCUCUCUCUCUCUCUCUCUCUCUCUCUCUCUCUUCAGAUUGCAAAGGGAGAUUUCCUUGUCUGGCUACAUUAUUUCUUUUAAAGUUUAAGAAUUAUCCACUAUGUUCAUAGCAACCUUAUUUAUAAUAGCUAUAAGCUGGAACGAACCCAGAUGUCCCUCAAGAAAGGAAUGGAUACAGAAAAUAUGGUACAUUUACACAAUGGAGUACUACUCAGCAAUUAAAAACAGUGAAUUUAUGAAAUUCUUAGGCAAAUGGAUAGAUUUGGAGGAUAUCAUCCUAAAUGAGGUAACCCAAUCACAAAAGGAAACACAUGAUAUGUACUCACUGAUAAGUGGAUAUUAGCCCAGAAACUUAGAAUACACAAGACACAAUUUGCAAAACACAUGAGUCUCAAGAAGAAGGAAGAGCAAAGUGUGGAUACAUCCUUUCUUCUUAAAAUGGGGAACAAAAUACCAAUGGAAGGAGUUACAAAGGCAAAGUUCGGAACAGAUCCUGAAGGAACAACCAUCCAGAGACUGCCCUACCUGGGGAUACACCCCAUAAACAACUACCAAACACAGUCACUAGGUAGAUGCCAAUAAGAGGCUGCUGAGAGGAGCCUCAUAUAGCUGUCUCUUGUGAGGCUCUGCUAGUGCCUGGCAAAUACAGAAGUGGAUGCUCACAAUUAUCCAUUGGACAGAGCACAUGGGUCCCAAUGAAGGAGCCAGAGAAAUACUCAUUGAGCUGGAGGGGUCUGAAGCCCUAUAGGUGGAACAUCAAUAUGAACUAAUCAGUACCCCCAAGCUCCUUGGAACCAUACCAACAAUCAAAGAAAACAUAUGGUUGAACUUGUGGCUCUAGCUAUAUAUGUAGCAGAUGAUGGCCUAAUCAGUCAUCAAAGGAAGGAGAGGCCCUUGGUCUUGGGAAGGCUCUAUGCCCCAGUACAGGGGAAUGCCAGGAGUAGGAAUCAGAGUGGGUGGGUUGGGGAGUAGGGGGAUUGGGGAGGGAAUAGGGGAUUUUUGGAGGGGAAACUAAGAAAGGGGCUAACAUUUGAAAUGUAAAUAAAGAAAAUAUCUAAAAAGAAAGAAUUAUUCAUUUAAAAUUAAAUUCCCGGAAAUGUUAUUACCCCAGAAAAUAUCAUUUAAUUUUAUUUGCAUCUAAUUUGCACAAUCUGCCUCUUAGGAUUAUAAUUCACACUUGUACACAUCAUACACACAAACACAAACACACACCACACACAUUUGUGUAGUGUCCCCAUCUGCCUAUUACCCAUGACAUUUUAAUAAUUUUGGUUUGCUGAACAAAUUUAAUCAAUGUCUUCUCAGUUAACUAACUCUGGUUGAGCUCUUUAGAAAAUGUACUUUCUGGGUGAUGCCAUGUUCUUUGUACUGAAUGUUAAUAUAUAGGUGUCUUAUAGUACCUGCCUCUUACUGAUACAAGGUUUGAUACAAUUGUUGGUAGAUCCUUGAGGAGAAGACUUAAUUUCACUUAAGCUGAAUGGUUUCCCCAACUAAAAGUUUCAUCUCCAUGUGGUCCCUGUUUGUAGCAAUGGAAUAUUAGCAUUCCAUGAGGUCAUUGGUUGAUGUGUUUCUAAUUAGCAGAAAGGAUUUUAGAGAGUUUGAACUACUAUGUCUAUUUGCUCACUCUGAAUUCUUAUGUAUAUCAAGAAGUUGGAGUAACUGCUUCAUUCUUCCCCUCUACUUUCAAUAAUUUAUAAAAGAAUUUGAAGGUAUUAUUUAGAUUUUGUUUGUACUUUUUGGUUUUUGAAUAUUGAAGUAGUUGGUGUUGUUUCAUGAGUUAACUUUCGUCCAUUUUUACGUAUGUAAAUAAUCAAGAUCUUGAGGUGUAUUUACAGAGAGCAGUGAUUAUUCCACUGUGUUUCAUUUCAAGCACUUAAUAAAUGAACAAACAAAUGCUAA
Mus musculus (house mouse) is the source of this 3753-nucleotide messenger RNA. RefSeq names its product claudin 34C1 (gene Cldn34c1). NCBI's taxonomy places the organism in Eukaryota, Metazoa, Chordata, Mammalia, Rodentia, Muridae. The transcript has 4 exons. Gene Ontology annotation, cellular component: bicellular tight junction; plasma membrane. The record is from RefSeq and is a predicted model, not a curated record. The coding region runs from base 731 to 1369 and encodes 212 amino acids. Gene Ontology annotation, molecular function: structural molecule activity.